AUGUCAACCAUUGCCUCCCCACGAGACCGACCGGGCCCCUUCCCACGGCGCACCAACUCCUCCAUCACGCCAACCUCCUCCUCGCGCCCAAGCCUCGACGCCCCAGCUUCCACCUCAAGCUCCCCCAAUCCCAACAACCCCUCCUCCACCACCAGCUACAGCCACCACCACCACCACCAACACCCAGCCCAAACGCAACAACCGCGCCGCCCUCCGCGAGUACUACAACCUCCGCAACAACCCCAACAACAACAACAACAAUAA
Molecule: messenger RNA, 264 nt
Organism: Chaetomium globosum CBS 148.51
Lineage: Eukaryota; Fungi; Ascomycota; Sordariomycetes; Sordariales; Chaetomiaceae
Exons: 1
Coding region: 1-264 (87 amino acids)
Source: RefSeq, a predicted model, not a curated record